Molecule: messenger RNA, 3930 nt
Organism: Strongylocentrotus purpuratus (purple sea urchin)
Lineage: Eukaryota; Metazoa; Echinodermata; Echinoidea; Camarodonta; Strongylocentrotidae
Product: adhesion G-protein coupled receptor G6
Exons: 16
Coding region: 53-3853 (1266 amino acids)
Biological process (GO): G protein-coupled receptor signaling pathway; cell surface receptor signaling pathway
Cellular component (GO): membrane
Molecular function (GO): G protein-coupled receptor activity
Source: RefSeq, a predicted model, not a curated record
UAAAGUAUGCCGGUAUGUGCGUCUGCUACCAAUCACAUAUCAUUCCGCGGUUAUGCUACGAAUGGAACUAUAUGGAGAAGGACCGGUACCAGAAAAUCUAGAAGCAGGACCGAUCAUCUCGUUACUUCAUGGUAAUGCACCGGGCGAAGGCUUCGUUCUCAAAGACGAUGGUUCGAGCAGUGGGUUUCUAUGCGGUGAGUCUUGGAAUCUUCAGAGCGCUGAGGUGGCUUGUCGUAUGCUCGGCUUCAUUGGGAUUGAAUCAUUCACUCAACGUGUUGUGUCCUCCAUCCCUUUUGAUCCUAUUUCCGUGCAAGUCCUUCGUGAUGGUUACAUCUGCAGUGGAAGGGAGCAUACACUUUCCGAAUGCACGUCAGUCACAAUUUAUCCUUCAUGCACGACGGCAGCUGGCGUAGUUUGCACAAACAAUAUCGUACGGUUGUCCGGCUCUUCUCUUCGUCAAUAUGGACAUGUAGAGAUAUACACCAACACGACCGGUUGGGGUUCAGUUUGUGCCCAGGACUGGGACGACCAAGAUGGCCAGGUUAUUUGCAGAAUGCUCGGAUAUCCAGGGAUGUCAAGACGCUCCUCAUUAGAGUGCCAACAAGUGACAUACUCCUAUUACGAUUGGCGAUCCCCUAAAUCUUUGUGUCGGGUCGAUUGCUACGUCGAUGACUCUUAUCCCUCCUGGUCCAGUAACGCUAAGGACGGAGACAUCGAUAACUCUUUUCCCUCCUGGACCAGUGACGUUGAAACAACAACGAGGCAACCGCUGCAGAAAAUAUCUACUCAAAUGAUGACGACAGUUGACACGGCCUCAAACCCCACCACGGUUAGAGAGACGACCACCUCAGACCCGACAACGGUUAGAGAGACGACCACCUCAAACCCGACAACGGUUAGAGAGACGACCACCUCAGAUCCCACCACGGUUAGAGAGACGACCACCUCAAACCCCACCACGGUUAGAGAGACGACCACCUCAGACCCGACAACGGUUAGAGAGACGACCACCUCAAACCCCACCACGGUUAGAGAGACGACCACCUCAGACCCCACCACGGUUAGAGAGACGACCACCUCAAACCCCACCACGGUUAGAGAGACGACCACCUCAGACCCGACAACGGUUAGAGAGACGACCACCUCAAACCCCACCACGGUUAGAGAGACGACCACCUCAAACCCCACCACGGUUAGAGAGACGACCACCUCAAACCCCACCACGGUUAGAGAGACGACCACCUCAGACCCCACCACGGUUAGAGAGACGACCACCUCAGACCCGACAACGGUUAGAGAGACGACCACCUCAAACCCCACCACGGUUAGAGAGACGACCACCUCAGACCCCUCCACGGUUAGAGAGACGACCACCUCAGACCCGACAACGGUUAGAGAGACGACCACCUCAAACCCCACCACGGUUAGAGAGACGACCACCUCAAACCCCACCACGGUUAGAGAGACGACCACCUCAGACCCGACAACGGUUAGAGAGACGACCACCUCAGACCCGACAACGGUUAGAGAGACGACCACCUCAAACCCCACCACGGUUAGAGAGACGACCACCUCAAACCCCACCACGGUUAGAGAGACGACCACCUCAGACCCCACCACGGUUAGAGAGACGACCACCUCAAACCCCACCACGGUUAGAGAGACGACCACCUCCAACCCGACAACAUUUAGACAAACGACCGCCGCAAACCCCACCACGGUUAGAGAGACGACCGCCGCAAACCCUACCACAGUUAGAGAGACGACCACCUCAAACCCGACCACGGUUAGACAGACGACCACCUCAAACCCGACAACGGUUAGCCAGACUUCGAUUUCAGCCUCUACCCACACUACAACACUGUCACCAGUCAAAGGAGCUAUAGAUAAAAUAUUAAAUGAGACUAUCACGGUAGACAAUUUAGACAUCGUGUCAGUUGAACUGGCGAACGUGACUGAGGAUUCGAACAAAUUUGAUGUGGAAGAUCUUCAGUCUGUCACAGACAAACUAAGUUCAAUUGUUGAAUUUGCGUCAAACCAAAACCUGACGGAAGAAGCCAUCGUACAGGUGUCUGAGAGCGUGAUAGGAGCAGUGGAUAACAUCUUGAACAUCCCAGAGAGUACCUUCGAGACACCGAGCUCCCAGCAGGUCUCAAAGACAAAGAACAUAUUGACUACAAUCUCCACACUUACUGAAGCCAUUCAAAAGGCAUCCACCAAGAACUUCACCUACAGUGGAUCAAAUAUUGUACUGGCAGCUGUCAAAGUAGACAGGAGAAAAUUUCCCCUCACGACGGCGAUAGGAGGAGCCAUGGAUGACGACAUAGACUUUUCAGCCAAUGAAGGAUCUCCGUCUAACGCGGCAGGUGUAACGUCAGUAUCUCUACCGGAAGCAAUUCUCCCUUCAGUAUCUGGUACUAACCAGGUAAUAUCCGUCAGCGUGUUUCUACUAAACUCGCCCAAGCUGUUUCAGGGUGACAGGCCGUCCUCAUCCAGUACUCCAUCGUCUGGAGACGAGCAGAAUCAGCAACCGAAGACGGUGUCGGUUGUCGCUUCUCCUAUCUUAACUGUGACCAUUGAGGGAAUUGAUAUCAAAGACCUCCCUGAUAAUGAAUCAAUUGUCUUUGUGUUUCCUGUGAAUCAGACAUUGAUUAGAGAAGAAAAUGAUGCUGAGGUGUCUCAACGUUGUGUGUAUUGGGACAUCGACUUAGGAGAAUGGUCGGACGAAGGGUGUAGAACCGAGAAAAUGGCUCUUGAAGGGAUGGUGUCUUGCCGGUGCUCUCAUCUCACGAGUUUCGCCGUUCUGCUGGAUAUCAAAGGAAGUAUCAUAUCUAAAGCUCUUGAUGUAAUCAGUCGCAUCGGUUGUAUAGCUUCGAUCAUUUGUCUCGUCAUAACCCUCUGCGUUCUGCUAGGUUUUAGGAAACUGCGCAGGAAACAGCCACAGAAGAUACUUAUUAAUCUCAGUUUCGCGCUACUAGCUCUGUACGUCACUUUCGUCAUCGGUAUUGACCGACCAACUUGGAGGAUCAGCUGUACUGUGGUUGCUAUACUAUUGCAUUACUUCUGCCUUGCAUCGCUUGCUUGGAUGGGUGUAGAAGCCUUCAACAUGUACAUGAUGUUUGUUAGGGUUCUGAAUUCAUACAUACCGAAGUUUCUACUAAAAUGCGCUAUGAUUGGUUGGGGCAUUCCAUUGGUCGUCGUCAUAAUAGCAGUUGCCAGCAAGUGGACAGCUUACCAAAAUUAUGAAUACUGUUUCAUUCUCCCUGGAUAUUCGUUAUACUUCGGACUGAUCCUUCCCAUCGGACUCAUCCUGUCAUUCAAUGGCAUCAUUUUCGCUAUGGUACUCUACAAACUGAGCUGUGGAAGGAUAUCAACCUCCAAGUCAAGCACAUUGGAGUCAAAGAAAGAGAAUAUCGUUAAAGCGCGCAUGGAAGCCAUUCGCCGCGCCCAAAACGCCAUCGCGAUAGGCACGCUGAUGGGUCUGACAUGGGCUUUCGGGUUUCUGUCUUUUGGUGGCGGUCGCUACUUGUUUAACAUCUUAUUCACCAUCUUUAAUUCCCUUCAGGGAGUUUUUGUCUUCCUUCUAUUUGGCAUCAGGCAACCAGAGCUGAGAGAAAAAUUGAAGAUGACUAAGAAGCGUUUUCUGCAUGGUGCAUCGUCUGCCCGUAGACGCAGUUCUGAAUUUUGGGCAUCGUCGAGUGGAACACGUAUGACCCAGCGACCUUCUGACGUCACGUUCAUCUCGAUGGUUAAAACUGAUUCUGUUGCUGAAGGUCAGGCUUCCACGUACUUCGAAAGUACUCUUGAUACAGGUCCACCUUUAAAUAAAUUGUCGAAUGAUACCCUUCUUUAAUGACAGAACAGAAACAGAUCUCUAAGAUUCGAUACAGUGCGACCCAGAAAAAAACGAAACCGAGAAUUAUCGAUGUU